Messenger RNA from Sardina pilchardus (European sardine), 1235 nucleotides. Its product is annotated as sulfotransferase 2B1-like. Gene Ontology annotation, biological process: sulfation. The record is from RefSeq and is a predicted model, not a curated record. Gene Ontology annotation, molecular function: sulfotransferase activity. NCBI's taxonomy places the organism in Eukaryota, Metazoa, Chordata, Actinopteri, Clupeiformes, Clupeidae. Bases 101 to 964 code for a protein of 287 amino acids. The transcript is spliced from 6 exons. Gene Ontology annotation, cellular component: cytoplasm.
AUACAGUAGAUGUCAGGACUUCAGGCUAUAAAGUCCACUCCUGAUAAGACGUGUCGACAGCUCAGUUUCAAGGCGAUUUUAGUCCAAUGCGUAAAAGAUCAUGACUGAAGCUGAGUUGUACUCGGUGUACAAGGGCGUUUAUGUUCCUAAAGUUCUUCACCCCCCUGAGUGCCUGAAGUACUACGAGGAGUUCAACUUUCGCCAGGAUGACAUUUUAAUUGUUACUUAUCCAAAAUCAGGCACAACAUGGAUGCAGGAGAUUGUCCCAUUGAUCCAGAGUGAGGGGGAUCUCACCCCUGUCCAGACCAUUCCAAACUGGGACAGAGUGCCUUGGCUGGAGGAGCACAGAGCGAGCAUCCUUAAUCUGGAAGACAGACCCUCUCCACGGAUAUUUGCAACUCACUUCCACUAUAACAUGAUGCCAGAGUCCUUCUUCAAAGUCAAGCCAAAGGUGUUGUAUGUCCUGCGAAACCCAAAGGAUAUUUUCACUUCCUCUUUCUACUAUUAUGGAAUGGCUUCAUUCCUGGUGAAUCCAGGAACAGUGGACGAGUUCAUGGAAAAGUUUAUUAAUGGAAAAGUAAUGUUUGGCUCCUGGUUUGACCAUGUAAAGGGAUGGACACAUGCCAAAGACCAAGAGAAUAUUUUAUACAUCUUUUAUGAAGAAAUGAUAAUGGAUCUCAAAGAGUCUGUUCGUAAACUAUCAUCUUUUCUUGGGAAAUCCUUGAGCGAAGAGGUAAUUGAAAAGAUAUCUGAUCACUGUGUGUUCAAAAACAUGAAACAAAACAAGAUGUCAAACUAUUCCUUGGUGCCAACUGAGUUCUUUGACCAAAAGAAGUCAGAGUUUUUGAGGAAAGGCAUUUCCGGAGAUUGGAGGAAUACACUGACUACAGCCCAAUCAGAUCAUUUUGAUUCUGUUUAUGAGGAGAAAAUGAAAGAUGUCAAGUUCAAAUUUGUCUGGGACUGAUGUUGAAAAACAAGCUCAUUACUUUGAUUAUUGUGGCAUAAUGAAGUUUCUGAGGAAAUGCUUUAAGUGGACAAUUCAGAUCACUUUUUUUAAUACUAAAUGAUGCCAAUCAUUUAUCCUCAUCAUGACUAAAUCUGUCGGGCAAAGAAGAUUUUUUCCUUUGCUUGUCAUUAAUUUGUAAAUCAACGGCAAUGCCCGUGUUGCGCCUGCAUUGUAACACAUGCAAGUGUGGUGUGAGGCGUGGGAAUGAAUAAACAAAACUCAACAAGCA